Messenger RNA from Blastomyces gilchristii SLH14081, 9257 nucleotides. RefSeq names its product pentafunctional AROM polypeptide. The record is from RefSeq and is a predicted model, not a curated record. Bases 354 to 5147 code for a protein of 1597 amino acids. NCBI's taxonomy places the organism in Eukaryota, Fungi, Ascomycota, Eurotiomycetes, Onygenales, Ajellomycetaceae. The transcript is spliced from 5 exons. Gene Ontology annotation, biological process: aromatic amino acid biosynthetic process; chorismate biosynthetic process. Gene Ontology annotation, molecular function: 3-dehydroquinate dehydratase activity; shikimate 3-dehydrogenase (NADP+) activity; 3-dehydroquinate synthase activity. Gene Ontology annotation, cellular component: cytoplasm.
GAACAAUUAUGGAGCUCUGGAAACAUUUAUAAUAUUACACACAUUAAAAGGCCGCCUUUGGAUAAAAUCUAGACACGAAAUAUCCCAUUAACCGGCCAUUCAUAUUUCUAUACCCAUAAGGGUAGUUUCAAGUCUCAAUUGACAAUCGUUUGCGACAGCUUCGGCUGCCCCACUAAAAACCUUCAACAUCUAGCAAGCACCAGCUACAGAAUGUAUUCUGAGAUAUAAGAUUGCCAAUUUCGACUGUUUCUCCCCUCCACACAUACGCGAACGUGACGAGAACGUCUACAACAACCCCUGUCCCUGCUACACAUCGAUAACAUCGGGUCUCUGUUCCCAAAAUUCAGGGAAACAUGGGGGUUCCAACCAAGAUCAGCAUUCUAGGUCGCGAAAGCAUUGUCGCUGACUUUGGCAUCUGGAGAAACUAUGUGGCUAAGGAUUUAUUAAACAGCUGCUCUUCUUCAACCUACAUCCUUAUUUCAGACACCAACAUAACGCCCCUCUAUCUGGACGGCUUCCAAAAGUCCUUCGACGAUGCCGCAGCAAAUCUCUCUCCCAAACCCCGUCUCCUCACUUACGAGAUACCUCCCGGCGAAUCUUCAAAAUCUCGUGAAACAAAGGCGGGCAUUGAAGACUGGAUGCUCACCCGUCAACCACCAUGCGGUCGAGAUACCGUGAUCAUUGCCUUGGGCGGUGGCGUGAUUGGGGAUUUAAUUGGGUUUGUGGCAGCUACCUAUAUGCGUGGAGUGCGCUUUGUGCAGGUUCCUACAACUCUACUGGCAAUGGUUGACUCCUCAAUUGGCGGCAAGACGGCAAUUGAUACACCCAAUGGCAAGAAUUUGAUCGGCGCCAUCUGGCAACCGCAAAGGAUCUAUUUGGAUAUGGAGUUUUUGAAUACCUUGCCUGAGAGAGAGUUUAUAAAUGGCAUGGCCGAAGUGAUCAAGACUGCCGCAAUUUCCAGCGAAGAAAAGUUUGCCGCAUUGGAAGAUGAUGCCGAGAUCAUCUUGGCAGCCGUCAAGUCGAAAAAUACACCAGAACGACCACGAUUCAGCGGCAUCGAAGAGACACUGAAAAGAACCAUUUUAUCCUCCGCAGAGUUCAAGGCACAGGUUGUCUCAGCGGACGAAAGAGAAGGUGGACUACGCAAUCUCCUAAACUUCGGUCAUUCUAUCGGCCACGCUAUAGAAGCUAUACUAGCCCCGCAAGUCCUUCACGGAGAGUGCGUCGCUAUAGGAAUGGUCAAGGAAGCCGAACUAGCUCGCCAUCUUGGAAUCUUGAAUAACGUUUCCGUAUCCCGCAUUUCAAAAUGCCUGGCCAGUUACGGAUUGCCAACUUCUCUCAAGGAUGAGCGGAUAAGGAAACUGACCGCUGACAAGCAUUGCAGCGUGGAGCAACUAAUCACAUAUAUGGGCGUCGAUAAAAAGAACGAUGGACCGAAGAAAAAGGUCGUCCUUCUGUCCGCGAUUGGGCGCACUCAUGAACCACGGGCAAGUACGGUGUCGAACGAAGAGAUCCAAAUCGUGCUUGCGCCAAGCAUCGAAGUUUCUCCAGGUGUUCCGAAAAAUCUUAACGUCACUUGCACACCCCCAGGAUCGAAAAGUAUCUCGAAUCGGGCCCUCGUCCUUGCUGCACUUGGGUCAGGUACAUGCCGCCUCAAGAAUCUGCUCCAUUCAGAUGAUACUGAGGUUAUGCUUAAUGCCCUCGAACGAUUAGGUGCCGCUACAUUCUCUUGGGAAAAUGAGGGUGAGGUGCUUGUGGUAAAUGGCAAGGGCGGCAAGAUGAAGGCUAGCCCCGAUGAAUUGUACCUAGGAAAUGCCGGGACUGCGUCACGGUUCCUAACGACUGUGGCUACGCUCGCCCAAAAAAGCAGCGUUGACUCAAGUGUUCUCACUGGGAAUGCUCGAAUGAAGCAAAGGCCCAUAGGCGAUCUGGUUGACGCUCUUGCAGCCAACGGCGCCGGUGUCGAGUACCUGGAAAACUCAGGAAGUCUUCCGCUCAAGAUUGCUGCUUCUGGAGGGUUCGCCGGUGGGGAGAUAAAUCUUGCUGCAAAAGUAUCCUCUCAAUAUGUGUCAUCGUUGUUAAUGUGCGCUCCGUAUGCUAAAAAGCCAGUCACCCUGAGGCUUGUAGGCGGGAAGCCUAUCUCACAAACUUAUAUCGACAUGACCACUACAAUGAUGCGGUCGUUCGGUAUCGACGUCAAAAAAUCUGAGACAGAAGAGCACACUUACCAUAUUCCUCUUGGUUUCUAUAUCAGUCCCGCAGAAUAUAUCGUUGAAAGCGAUGCCAGCUCCUCCACAUACCCGCUGGCGGUUGCUGCGAUCACGGGAACCUCUUGUACUGUCCCGAAUAUUGGAUCAAAGUCGCUUCAAGGAGAUGCUCGAUUCGCAGUUGAAGUCCUGCGGCCAAUGGGUUGCACCGUCGAUCAGAAGGAUUUCUCGACUACAGUCACUGGCCCUGCUAACGGAAUACUGAGACCGCUGCCCAAUGUAGACAUGGAGCCCAUGACAGAUGCAUUCCUGACAGCGUCAGUUCUUGCUGCUGUUGCAAGAGGUGGGGGAUCGAACCACACAACACGGAUAUUCGGUAUCGCAAACCAAAGGGUCAAAGAAUGUAACAGAAUUAAGGCUAUGAAGGAUGAACUUGCCAAAUUCGGGGUCACUUGCAGAGAACAUGAUGAUGGCCUCGAAAUCGAUGGCAUAGACCGCUCGACACUGCGUCACCCGUCAGACGGUGUGUACUGCUAUGACGACCACCGUGUUGCGAUGAGUUUCAGCGUCCUCUCCUUGGUGGCUCCUCAACCGACUCUGAUCCUCGAAAAGGAAUGUGUUGGCAAAACGUGGCCCGGCUGGUGGGACAGCCUAGCUCAGACUUUCAAGGUGAAAUUGGAUGGGAAGGAAGUGGAAAAGAAGACAGGAACGGGGGGUAUUGUCCAUCUAGACAAACCUGCUGCAUCGAUCUUCAUCAUCGGCAUGCGAGGUGCUGGGAAGACAACAAGCGGUGUGUGGGUUUCCAAAGCUCUGCAGCGUCCGUUUAUUGAUUUGGACGACGAGCUCGAAAGAACUGAGGGUAUGACCAUUCCCGAAAUAAUCAAACAAAGGGGUUGGGAAGGAUUCAGGGAAGCUGAACUCUCAUUACUACGGAGGGUAAUGACUGAAAAACCAACUGGGUACAUUUUUGCCUGUGGUGGAGGUAUUGUUGAAACGCCGGAGGCUCGCAAACUCUUGAUACAGUAUCAUAAAACUAAAGGCAAUGUCAUACUUGUCAUGCGAGACAUCAAGGAAAUCAUGGAUUUCUUGAAAAUUGACAAGACACGCCCAGCAUAUGUUGAGGACAUGAUGAGUGUCUGGCUGCGCCGAAAGCCAUGGUAUCAGGAAUGCAGCAAUGUUCAAUAUUUCAGCCGCUUAACGGGUCUGGAUGGGAUGGCACAGGUUUUGGGAGGCUUCAAUCGUUUCUUAAAAGUCAUCACCGGACAGGUGGACAGCCUUGCACAGAUGAGAUCAAAAGAAAAUACUUUCUUCGUUUCUCUAACGCUUCCUGAUCUCGCGCCGGCUGCCCCUAUCUUGAAAGAAGUCACGCUGGGCUCAGAUGCUGUGGAGCUGCGGGUCGAUUUGCUUAAGGAUCCCCAGUCUGACAGUGAGAUCCCAUCUGUUGACUACGUCGCUGAGCAAAUAUCCGUGCUGCGUAGUCGUACCUCAGUACCUCUAGUGUUUACGAUCCGCACAAAGGCCCAAGGUGGUCGAUUCCCGGAUGACGCAUACGAUGCUGCCUUACAACUCUACCGCCUUGCGAUCCGAAUGGGGUCCGAAUUUGUGGACCUGGAAAUAUCGUUCCCAGAGCAGCUCCUGCGCACUGUGACUGAAAUGAAAGGCUUUUCGAAAAUCAUUGCCUCUCACCACGAUCCCAAAGGAGAGUUGUCAUGGGCGAAUGGCUCAUGGAUCCAGUUCUACAACAAGGCUCUUCAGUAUGGGGAUGUGAUCAAACUUGUUGGUGUUGCAAGAUCACUUGACGACAACGCUUCACUGAAGAAAUUCAAAACCUGGGCAGAGGAGAAACACGACGUCCCAAUAAUCGCCAUCAAUAUGGGUGACAAGGGACAGCUAAGCCGGAUGCUAAAUGGCUUCAUGACACCAGUAUCCCAUCCUAGCCUACCCUUCAAAGCCGCCCCUGGUCAACUUUCCGCCAGGGAGAUCCGAAAAGGCCUCUCUCUCAUUGGCGAGAUCAAGUCAAAGAAAUUCGCAGUCAUCGGCAACCCCGUCUCUGCCUCUAGAUCGCCGGCAAUGCACAACGCUCUUUUCAGACAAAUGGGUCUCCCACAUACCUACGGGACUCUAGAAACAGAAGAUCCCGAGAUCGUCAAAAAAUUCAUCCGCUCCCCAGAUUUUGGCGGGGCCUCAAUCACCAUCCCCUUAAAACUAGACAUCAUGCCCCUCCUCGAUGAAAUAGCACCGGAAGCAGUGUCCAUUGGUGCAGUAAACACCAUUGUCUGCGCCCCGCCAGCACCAGACGACCAAUCGCAAGCCCCGCGCCUUAUCGGCCGCAACACAGAUUGGCAAGGCAUGGUCCGCUGCCUAAGCGACGCGGGUGCCUAUCCCGCAGCCACGCCCACAACCACUUCCGCCGGCCUGGUUAUCGGAGGCGGCGGAACGGCCCGUGCAGCGAUAUUCGCCCUUCAAAGCAUGGGCUACUCCCCCAUUUACGUGGUAGGCCGCUCCCCAGACAAACUUUCUAGCAUGACGUCCACGUUUGCCCCGGACCACGACAUCCGCAUCCUGGAAGACGUGAAGGCGCUAGAAUCUUUGCCCACGGUGGCAAUUGGGACGAUACCUGGCGAUAAGCCGAUCGAGCCGCACAUGCGAGAGGUUCUCUGCGAGCUCUUCGAUUUAUGCGAAAAGGCGAAUUCGGACGCUGAGCAGGCGCGGGGCAUCAGCACAAAGCGGAUCUUGCUGGAAAUGGCGUAUAAGCCGUCCGUCACGUCGUUGAUGCAGUUGGCUAGUGAUUCGGGAUGGACGGUGUUGCCCGGCCUGGAGGCUUUGGUGGCACAGGGGGUCUAUCAGUGUGAAUACUGGACCGACAUUACGCCCGUCUAUGAAGAUGCCAGGAAUGCUGUAAUGGGCGUACAACCGAAAGACGACGAUAUCUCAACGUAAGAGAUGGUCUGCCAUGCAUACCGCAAUACUUACUGAAAAAAUGCCGUCCAAAACGUACCGGCUACUGAAGCUUUAUUGAGGUGGAAUUAAUUAUAUAGUGAGGUAGACCGGGAGGGAAAUGAUUUGUUUGUUUCAACAAAGAACAAAGUGUGCAUAUAUAAAAAUUUUCGGAUUUGGCUAAAUGCUGGUGAACAGUUACGUAGUUUAACAUUCAGGGGUUUUAAAUAGAAAAAGCAAUUUCAUUAUUUUAGCUUAUGAUUUUCUCAAUAUUCCAGUUUAGCUGUGUAUUUUGAUCCUCUUGAAACAUUACGUACGUACUUUCUAUAAAUGCAUGAAGAAGUUGGCAAAAAGGAAGGGUGAAAAAAAAAAAGAGAAAGGAAUAAAGAGUAGAAUGGAAUCGGAAUAAUACAAACCGGAAACCGGAAACCAGAACACUCCCUUUGGCAUAUUAACGCUGAGAGUCCCAAAAACAUCAUGAGCAUGGCAUGUAAUAUAUCUAAGUAUCUGAUGCAAAACAGAAAAAUAAAUAAGGCUAAAUAUAUGCAGGAGACUUCCAAAAGUAAACCAUUCCAUAUCCCGCUCCAAAAAAAAAAAAACAGCAAGAACCCUAAAAAAAAGGGGGAGGGAGAUAUUAUACAAUCCGUUAAACAAAACGUAUAGUACAUGGCAUCAAGGGCAUGGAUAACCAUAACCAAGGCAGGGCAGGUGGAACCGCAACUACCCCUCCCUAUACGACACUCUGUCCAGACACAUCCUCAACCCCUUCGUUCCCUACUUUCCUAUUUCCAUCAGCAGGUGCCAUCGGCCCCUCCCCGUUCACCUCCCCGCCAUUUCUUUUCCGCCUCUUACUAACCGCCAGCUUCCCCUCCAUCUCCCGUCGCCACGUACACUCCUCGCGAAACUCGCAUAUUCGGCACUUCCACGCCUCCAUGACCGGCACGCCACGCGGUUGCCUGUGUCCGCGCCACCAGUGCAUUUCAUCGGAGAGGUAGCUGUAGAGGGAAGAAGGGUUGAAGAGGAAGGAGCGGCUGCCGAGGUAUUGCAUGGAUUCAUCGGGGUUGGAGGGCGGGGUUAAAUAGGUGGCUGUUAGGACGGGAGAGAGGAGAGUGGUAAGGGCCGGGGUGUCUUGUUGGAGGUCAUCUUGGGGCGGAGGGCUGGUGGUGCUGGUGGUGGCGGUAUUGGCGACUGGAGGGAGGAAAGUGAGGCGGUGUUGAGAUUUCAUGAGUGUCCAGAGACGGGAGAGGGAGUUAUGUUCGAGGAGGAUGGUCAUUGAGUCUUGGCUGCUAGAAGGGAAUUCUCCACCUUCUGAACCCGAAGGAGGGACAUAGUCCGCAUCUAGGUCUUGUGGCGCGUCGAAGAAUUGUUCGUUUAGGCUGCCUACUUGUGCGAUGAAGGAGUCUGAGAAUGGCUUGUCGGCUUCGAGGCCAUAUCGUGCUGCGAUGGCGUCAAUGGUGACAUCUUCAGAGGUAGAGAGGCGGGUGAGGAAAUGAUAGUAUAGUUGUAGUUGGAGGUGGGUAGGGCGAAAGCCAACACUAUUAACAGUUGGGAUAGAACGGCUACUCUUCCCGCGCGUCUUGAUAUCCGUGAUGUAUAUCUUCUUUGACGGUGGUUUCGACGUCGAAGACACCACAUCCUUUUCAGGUUUCGCCACCCCAAUAUCAGACAGCCUCCUCCCACCACCAGCCGGAGAAAGGAAAAAUUCAGUAAUCGAAGUCUGAUAUUCCGGAAGCAAGGCUUUAGACGUCCUGAAGUCCGCGUAACUCGCUUCUGCGGAUGCCUCCAGCUCCUCAUCUGGACACUCAUAGGACAGCUGGUCAAUUAUGCCUGUCACAAUUUCUCCAUCAACAUUCCCCCAAACUUCCAACUCUCUAGUCAUCCCCGAAACCCGCAGUUUCCCUGCUUCAUCGCCGGGGUAGCCCUCUUCCGCCCAAACUUUGUCAAGGUAUACCAAUACUGUAACUCGCACCAGGCAGGAGAAACUAGAUCUGUAACCGACAAAGCUUUCCUAGGUGGUUUCCGGAAGCGCUCAAGGGGAGACCGCAUAUCCGGAACCGGCAUGCCAUCCCCAUUCAUGUUCCCAUCUUGAGCACCCUGGUCCGCAGCUACCUGCUUUUGUUCCCGCUCAAGCUCUCUCUGUCUCUCUCGCUCCCGUCCCUCAGGCGAAUUCGGGUGCUCAGCUAAACGCUUAAGUGUCAGAAGGGUUAGCAGAUUUUGUAAGAAUCGCCAUGGGCGGGACCAACAACGUAUACAAAGAAGAAGAAAAGAGGAAUAUUAAUAAAUAAUAAUGAACAAAAUAAAACAAACAGAUAUCAAGGGGCAAACGCACCACCCCAACCGCCAAUCCCCUGUUCCACCCAUCCUCUACCCUUCCCGCUCCCCCACCCCGCCCUCUGCGAGAUAGAAUCCCACUUCUCCCUGCCCAGAACCCUAGAGACCCUAUCCCUCGAUAUACCCGCAUGAUCCUCAAUAUCUGUCACCGGCGGCAGCGAUAAGGACUGCAGGUGUAAAUCCACAGACGCCUCGGAAACAUUAAUCGCAGCAACAGCACUCUCUAUCCCUCCACCAGCAGGGUCAGAAGAUACCGCAGGGGGUGAGAGUGCAGGUGUAGCAAAUGCAGAAGGAGAACCGGAACCAGAGCCAGGGCCAGAAAUUACACUCGUCCGCUCGUGGCGCUCGCCAAUCCGCGCCAGCAGCAGAUUCAACAGCUCCUCCUCGUCGGGGGAGAAGUCGGAUCCGUAGUCGCUGCUGGCCGCGCUUUCGACUGUGUUGCUGAAUGUAUUCCCACCUAUCAAUGUGCUUUCUUGCGUCGAUAUUACGGGCGUUGGCGCUGUGGGGGUUUGUGGUAAGGAUAGCGAGGUGGAUUUCUCGAGCACAGCUGGUUGGCUCAUUUGAGAGAACUGCUGUGGUGUUUUGUGUUUUGGAACGGUUUAUUUUCGAUUUUAUGUUUAGAGUGGGCUUUUAGGGUACUUGGUUCAUGGCGACGGAUGCAUAUCAUUAUGAUUCAUUGUUUUUGUCCUCUGGUGGUGAUCCCUGGCAGUUGAACUUCGUAAAUGGGAAUAUUUAAACAGGUUUAGGCAGGCUUAGUAAUUGGCAAUGUCGCGUCGGGGAGAGGAGACGCGUUUAGGAUAUUCAACAAUUCGCGCAACGUCAUAAGAAGAGAAGGCAAGAAAGGCAGUUUAUUUAUCUUGUCGAUUCAAAGAUAACUCCAUCCCCUCUUCAUCUAUAGGUAUCAAAUCUAUAUACAUUUCUAACCAUUCCCAACGUGCGUAAAGUACCCGAUUGGGAGUAAAAAAAUGCUAUCUCAUCAAACAUCAUAUCCAACGCUACUAUAAAGCCAUUGAAAAGCGGGAAAAGACAAAAGAAAAAGUGAAUCUAAAAUGAAAGAAUCCUUCAAAGGCAUAGUAGCCUAGAAUGGUAAAGCAGAAAAGUAGUCUUCAAAAUUUCAAGCAGACACUGCCGCCACAGCAGCAGUUGCAGUCGCAUCACCAACCCCUACCCCUCCCCCGAUCUGCCUCUUCACAGCCAGAGUUUGCGCCUGCGCCUCCUCCGCGGCCUCAACGUCCCUCGCUGCCUUCUGAUUCAGCCAGCUGAGGUACGUCUGCCACCCGACCGCAAUAGCACCGGCAAAAAUGCUCCGAAACUGCGGAUCAACGUACAUGAACAUAAAUGCCGUGACAGCCGGCCACAGCUUAGCGCUAUUCAUGAUGCUAGUCGGUAAUGCCAGUUUGAGGCGCUCCCAUGUCUCCGUAAGCGAGGUGCCGGCAAGCAAGGAUUGCAUAGAGAAGAAGUAUGUGUUGAAGAUCGGGGUGAAGCAGGUUUGGUUGAUGGCUACUUUUAUGAAGAUUGAGAAGAUGCGGGGUUUGGAGGGGAAGUUGAAGUUGUUGUGAAGGAACAUGAACCUAUUUAAAGAGCAGUUAGGAGAAUGUUAAGUGGGAAAACAAUUUAUUUUCCGAACGGAUUUAGUAAAUGGGGGGAGAGAAUCAAAAAACAUACCAUUUAUACCCUGGCACAGCGGCCAGACCACCAACUGUCAAAUGUCUAACAGUCCUCAGCGGAUCAUAUCGUGCCAUCAUCCCCUCCUCUCUCUCCACCUCAUCAUUAGCACCCCCU